Messenger RNA from Trichoplax adhaerens, 2640 nucleotides. RefSeq lists its product as uncharacterized. Gene Ontology annotation, molecular function: DNA binding; histone acetyltransferase activity. The coding region runs from base 1 to 2640 and encodes 879 amino acids. The transcript has 15 exons. Gene Ontology annotation, biological process: regulation of DNA-templated transcription; nucleosome assembly. Gene Ontology annotation, cellular component: nucleosome. NCBI's taxonomy places the organism in Eukaryota, Metazoa, Placozoa, Uniplacotomia, Trichoplacea, Trichoplacidae. The record is from RefSeq and is a predicted model, not a curated record.
AUGGUUCGAGCUAGGCAAGUUGACACUGUGGUACUACAACUGAUUUUGGAUGCUAUUUCCAAGAUUCGUGGUCAAAAACAGCGUCCAUCGGAUGAAAGAAUUUGCAAUAUCCUACAUACUCAAGGUUAUGAUAAACACGAAACGAUAGAGUUAUUAGAAAAUUGUGUGCGCGAAGGUCAUAUUCUACAGGUCCAUAAUAAAGGUAAAGUCUCCUAUCGUGAUCCUAGUGCUGCUCCAAAUCGAUUUAUUUCUACAUCAACAUCGUCGACACCUUCAACUACCACUACCAAUACUGUAGUCCCUGUAAUACCUCCUGAUUUGCAGCAAUUUAUUGUGGCCGCCCUAAGGCAAUUGAAAGAAAAUGAUGGAUCAACCUUGCAAGAGAUUGGACGAUUUUUGAUUGAUCGACAGCUGGUUAAAACUGAUAUCAAUCAACUCUUAUCCCAGUUGCGGUUUGAUAUGAAACGAUGCCUAAAGUCAGGAACCAUAGUAAAAAAUGGCAAAUUUUAUCGAUUAGUUUCUCGAUCUAUUAAACGCAAAAAAAAGAUUGAACCUAGUCCUAUUUGUAGCUUUUGCUUGCAACCAGCUAAAAAGAAUAGAAGUAACGAAUAUGAGGAAUUGCUAUCUUGUGUUGAUUGUGGCAAUAGUGGACAUCCAUCAUGUCUAAAGUACUCUCCAGAGUUAACUUCCAGAGUAAAGACAGAACCAUGGCAAUGUAUAGAAUGUAAAACUUGCUCUUAUUGCCAAAACGCUGGAAAUCCCGACAAUUUACUAUUUUGCGAUGCUUGUGAUAAAGGAUUUCAUAUGGAAUGCCUUUCACCACCACUGACAGGGAUGCCAUCAGGACGUUGGGUUUGUGAUUUAUGCCAGGGCAAACGUGCAAAUAAGUCCCUGAAGAAAAGAGGAAGACCAACAGGCGAAAGCCCUACGAAUCACAAGAAGAGACGACAAUCACUGACCACAUUAGAAAAUUCUAAUUCACGAAAGGAUCUGGAUACAGGAGAUCUGCCUUGUGGUAAGAAAUGCCUGAUUUUUAAACUUUGUAAGCAUAAUAUCGAUUCUAAUUCUUUAUCAAACGAAGAUGUUACAGAAACGGAUUAUACGCUAUUCCGAAAAGCAAGAGAUAAAACUGCUGAAAAAGCGGCUGCUCUGUCGUCAAAUUUACAACCGACUAGAUCGCCAGAUGUGAUUGAAUUUGGAAAAUUUAAAAUAAGUACAUGGUUUUCGGCACCUUAUCCCCAAGAAUAUGCUAGCUUACCGGAAUUGUAUCUUUGUGAAUUUUGCCUAAAAUAUUUAAAAAGCAGAAGUAUUCUUGAGAGGCAUAUGAGCAAAUGUUCGUGGCUACAUCCGCCUGCUAAUGAAAUCUACAGAAAGCAUGAAUUAUCAGUAUUUGAAGUAGAUGGUAUGACAAACAAGAUUUAUUGUCAGAAUUUAUGCCUAUUAGCAAAAUUAUUUCUUGAUCACAAGACGUUGUAUUAUGAUGUGGAACCGUUUUUAUUUUAUGUCCUAACUAAAAAUGAUGAAUAUGGCUGCCAUCUCGUAGGCUAUUUCUCUAAAGAGAAAAGUUGUCAACAGCGAUACAACGUGUCAUGCAUAAUGACUCUACCGCCUUAUCAAAAGCAAGGUUUUGGUAGAUUCCUCAUAGACUUCAGUUAUCUACUAUCUCGUGUUGAGGGUCAACCGGGUACACCGGAGAAGCCUUUAUCACCUCUAGGAAUGAUCAGUUAUCAUCGUUACUGGCAGUCAGCUAUCUUAGAAUACUUCCAUUACCACAGUAACGAUGAGCAUGUAACUAUAAAGGACAUUAGUAGAGCAUCUGGCAUCGAUCCACAUGAUAUUGCCGCAAUGUUAGAAUAUAUGAAUAUGAUCCAGAGAUCUGAUGAAGGGUUCGUUAUUAUCGUCGACAAUGAUCGUGUAAAAAAACAUAUGGAAAAACUAGCUAAUAGGAAACGUAUUGAGACUGAUCCGGAAUGCCUUCAGUGGACACCAUUGGUAAGUGGCAAUGUUUUCUUCAGUGACUAUGAAGCGGAGGAAAAAUUCGAUAAAUUAGACAAUUGCAAUAGCUCUGAUAUUGAAGACGCCAUAGUUGACGUUGGUGAUGUUAAGGAUGACGUAUACAUCAGCUGUAAUGGCGAUAGUAAUGGUGAAGACUCUAAAACUACUGCGAUAGUUAAAGAUGAAGAAUUAACACUGGCAGAAUUAAAUAAUGACAACUCACAAGGUACAGAUGGAAGUAGCCAACAAAAUAUACCAUCUAAACGCCGUCGUGGACGCCCUAGAAAAUAUCCUGUAGCACAAUUAUCAGACCUUACUGAUGAAACUAAUGGUGACUUAGAUGAUCGAAUAGAGGAUAAUGCAUUAUCUGACCGGAAUUGUUUGCCUUCAACGGUAGAUGACUCGAAUGAUAUUGAUCAUACUAUCGAUAAUUGCCUUAGUCUUAACGGACUAAGUAACGACUUAGAGAACGGUAGUAAUAAUGAUUAUUCGAAUGAAAAUUCUGACAAUAAUGAACGUGAUCAUACAGCUACGCUCGUGGAAAGUGCAACUGAUGAUGUGGAAAGUAUCAGUAGUAAUGGUGGAGUUGUUGGUAACGGAGAUAGUUAUGCCGGUGGCACGGAUUCAGAAACCGAUCAUCGUUGA